CGAUCCGACUGCAUUUUGUGAUCGUUUGGAAAGCAAGUUGACUUGUAUCGAAGUAUUAAUUGUAAAAUUAGGCGCACUUUCCAGCCGGCGAAAUAAUCAUUUGUUCAAUGUGUGACGUUUAGCCUAGGUUUCACUCUUUCGCAUCACUUUCUCCGGUUGUAAUCAUCGCGCAUAACCUAUAAAAUCGAAAACAAACGUCAACAUCCUAACCGGGGCGUCAUUGGCAAGUAACGAAACUCGUUGUUUCGGUUGCAAAUUGCUCACCCAUCGCAGAUUAAUGUCAAUGAGUUGAAUCUUCGUCGAGGGAAAACGUUACGACUCAGGAGAAGACACCCGUCAACUUGGUGAAUGAGAAAACCACGAGGUCGUUGAGUUACUUGAAACCUAACCUAUAUUUUAACUGUCUAUUCCCCUGCUUUGUAAACAGAAUUCACCAGGGCCGCUCAGUCGAUUGACUAAAGCUAUGCGCUAGACAGAAAGCCAACGAUGCCGACAGUAAUAGCCCUCGAUGUUUCCCUUUCUAUGCGACGCCCUGUCGUUGGAUCGGUCACACCGGAUGGAACUCAGAGUGAACAACUCACCCGGCAUCACCUCGCUGUUGCCGGAAUAAAUGCCCUUAUCGAUUACCUACAAGUUAACUCCAAAUUGGAAUUUGUGGCACUGGUUGUAUUCUCCUCGCUAUACGAGGUCAUCUGUCCAUUCACCAGGGACUACGAUAGCAUCAGAGCAAAGCUGCAGAAUAUCGAAGAGUGCGAUAAAACCUGUGUCGAGACUGCGUUGCAUGGCGUUAAUACUGUAGUUAUGGCAGAAUGGGGCAACACAACGGCUUGUCAAGUAGUUCUUGUCACUGACGGCAACCCUGGAGUUGGCCCGAUGUCAUUGGGAGACUCUCUGAACUCGCUGAACCUUAAACGGGACUCGAAUCUGUUCCCGCUACCGUUUCCUUACCCUGGGAAAUUGACCGUUGUUUGCGUCUCGUCGCAGCAAGAUCCGGGUCUGGCUAUUGGAAUGCCGCUGUAUCAGUGGCUAGUCGAGUUGGCAGGAGGCAACAGCAUAGUUUUAGUCCCUGAGGGACCAUUGACGAGGAAUUCAGUGACAAACUGUUUUCAAAAGAUGGCUGAGGUUAAUUACGUGUCUUUUCAAGGGUACUUGAAAUGUGGACAAUUGGGUUCUCGCAUUUUACUGUCUCCACCGCCUCUGCCCUACACAAAAAAGACUGAUUUCGAGAUUCUGACUGGUCAAACGAUAUCAAAAACCCUUGAAAUUUGCGGCUUCAUAUCCGUGGUUGAUGUGGGAAGCCCAAACGCGAUAUCGAGGCACUUGGUCCUGCCGCUUCCUACUGAAAGAACAACGAGUAUGCAGGGAAUAAACCUCGAGGAAGACUCUGACACCGAAGACAACGGGGAUGAGGGAAAAACGCCUUCGUUUUGUGUCCUGCUCCAUGGUGCACUGAAGGUGGAAAACAUGGCGGCUCUGUGUUUGCUGAAUAGCGACUGGUACGGUUUCAUCUACUCCUGGGCAGACACCAAGAAGAAGUCCAACUUGAUGCUGACUGUGCUAGAGCCAGGUUCCGACGUUAUACCUUGGCUAGGAAACUUGAACAAUUUGGGACCAAUCGAUGCCAGCAUCUUAAAAGAUGGAGAAAGCGGGUUUCCAGUGAAACCGACUGAGAAAAGAAGCUACUCCCAGAACGCGCCCUCUUGGAUACGUCAGGUCGGACUGCAGUCGGAUAUCCAAAAGAUAUUGAGGCAUGCCAGAAAGCUGCCGGAGAAGACACAGAAUUUUUACAAGGAAUUGAACAGACUAAGAAGAGCUGCCUUGUCGAUGGGAUUUGUCGAACUUUUGGACGGCCUGGCGUCUAUAUUCGAAAGAGAGUGCGCGCUUCUUCCCGCCAAUUUGAAUCCAGACUGCAUGAUACAGAUGGGACACGUUGCCGAAGUGCUGAAAACGCCGCACUCUCGAGAACUGAAGAACAACAUCACUCCUGUUCGAACAAAAUUUCCUCACGACUAGAUCACAAGUUCAAACAAAACUCUUCAAUUUAUCCUUUUCUUUGCUCUAUAUAAAGAAUACAAGAAUAUCUUAGCAAAUUUUAAUUUAAUUAUACUUAUCAACCAUUGUU
Messenger RNA from Diprion similis, 2122 nucleotides. RefSeq names its product integrator complex subunit 14 (gene IntS14). The transcript has 6 exons. Gene Ontology annotation, cellular component: integrator complex. Bases 487 to 2013 code for a protein of 508 amino acids. The record is from RefSeq and is a predicted model, not a curated record. Gene Ontology annotation, biological process: snRNA 3'-end processing. NCBI's taxonomy places the organism in Eukaryota, Metazoa, Arthropoda, Insecta, Hymenoptera, Diprionidae.